Messenger RNA from Parastagonospora nodorum SN15, 1599 nucleotides. RefSeq lists its product as hypothetical. The coding region runs from base 1 to 1599 and encodes 532 amino acids. Gene Ontology annotation, molecular function: ATP hydrolysis activity; ATP-dependent protein folding chaperone; ATP binding. The transcript has 8 exons. Gene Ontology annotation, biological process: protein folding. The record is from RefSeq and is a predicted model, not a curated record. Gene Ontology annotation, cellular component: chaperonin-containing T-complex. NCBI's taxonomy places the organism in Eukaryota, Fungi, Ascomycota, Dothideomycetes, Pleosporales, Phaeosphaeriaceae.
AUGUCGGCUGCACAGCUACUCAAUCCCAAGGCCGAGUCGAGGAGGCGCGGGGAAGCUCUGAGCGUCAACAUUGCGGCGGGAGAGGGCCUGCAGCAGGUGCUCGCUUCCAACCUGGGACCCCGCGGCACACUCAAGAUGCUGGUUGACGGUGCUGGAGGCAUCAAGCUCACAAAAGAUGGAAGUGUGCUGCUCAAGGAAAUGGUCAUGAUCGCACGAGCGGCCACGGCCCAAGACGACAUAACUGGCGACGGCACAACCUCAGUAGUCCUGCUCGUAGGAGAGCUGUUGAAACAGGCAAACAGGUACAUCUCCGAGGGGCUGCACCCUCGCGUCAUCACCGAUGGCUACGACAUUGCCAAAACAGAAGCAUUAAAAUUUCUCGAUGACUUCAAGCUUGCAAAAGAGGUCGACCGCGAACUGCUCCUCUCCGUUGCCCGAACGUCGCUUUCUACGAAGCUCGACAGCUCGCUUGCUGAACAGCUCACCCCCGACAUCGUCGAUUCGGUAUUGGCCAUCUACCAAGCGCCUGCGAAGCCCGACUUGCACAUGGUGGAGAUCAUGACAAUGCAGCACCGGACAGCCGCAGACACACAGCUCAUUCGUGGCCUGGCUUUGGAUCACGGCGCAAGGCAUCCAGACAUGGCCAAGAGGGUUGAGAACGCCUUCAUCCUUACCCUCAACGUCAGUCUGGAAUACGAAAAGUCGGAGAUCAACUCGGGAUUCUACUAUUCGAGCGCCGAGCAGAGGGAAAAGCUUGUCGAGAGCGAGCGGCGGUUCGUUGAUGACAAGCUCAGGAAGAUUGUCGAGCUAAAGAAGGAGGUCUGUGGCGACGAUCCCAAGAAAGGCUUCGUCAUCAUAAACCAAAAAGGCAUUGACCCGCUCAGCCUGGACGUACUUGUCAAGAAUGGCAUAUUUGCCCUCAGGCGGGCCAAGAGGAGGAACAUGGAGCGUCUCCAGCUCGUAUGUGGUGGCACCUCACAGAACAGCGUUGACGAUCUGACGCCUGAUGUUCUCGGCUGGGCAGGCCUUGUUUACGAGCACCAGCUUGGCGAGGAGAAGUACACAUUCAUUGAAGACGUCAAGGAGCCCAAGUCAGUCACAUUGCUCAUCAAGGGCCCGAAUGCGCACACGAUAUCCCAGAUCAAGGAUGCUGUUCGUGACGGUCUGAGGAGUGUCUAUAAUAUGAUUGUCGACAAGAGUGUGGUACCCGGUGGUGGCUCAUUCCAGGUAGCUUGCGCAGCUCACCUACAGAGCGAACAGUUCAAGAAGACAGUCAAGGGCAAGGCAAAGUGGGGAGUAGCGGCUUUUGCAGACGGUCUUCUCAUUAUCCCAAAGACGCUGGCAGCCAAUUCUGGCCAUGACAUUCAAGAUUCUCUGGCAGCACUCUGGGACGAACAUGCGGAAGGCAACGUGGUGGGUCUCAACCUUGCAACUGGUGAGCCCAUGGACCCGACGCAAGAAGGUGUCUACGACUCUUUCCGCGUACUGCGCAACUGCAUAGCAUCGGCCACUGGAAUCGCUUCUAACCUUUUACUGUGCGACGAGAUGCUCAAGGCUAGGCAAAUGGGACGACAGCCCGAGCCUGGCGAGGGUCAAUGA